This is a messenger RNA of Folsomia candida, 2397 nucleotides long. RefSeq lists its product as uncharacterized. Gene Ontology annotation, molecular function: ADP binding. The record is from RefSeq and is a predicted model, not a curated record. The transcript is spliced from 3 exons. Lineage: Eukaryota; Metazoa; Arthropoda; Collembola; Entomobryomorpha; Isotomidae. The coding region runs from base 377 to 1915 and encodes 512 amino acids. Gene Ontology annotation, biological process: defense response to fungus.
UCAAAUGUUAUAACAAACUCUGACCUAUCUAAAUUCAAAUAUUCAGUUUAAAGAAUACUACAACCUUGUCCGAAAAAGUAAAUGUACCAUAAUUUUUUAUUAGCUAAACUCUACUAAAUCCAGAGCAACGGUUACUGGAUAAAGAGUUAAAUUUAAGCGGGAUUUAGUUAGUACGUCUACUUUGCUUAAUAUUGAAUUGAGGGUUGACUUUUGUCUCAAGAGAUACCAUUAUUUUCAAUAGUUUACGAUUAAGAAAUACGUCAACACCUUAAAUUAAGAAACGAUAUUUUUUUCUGAAACCGGUCCUGAAACAAGACUAUACUGCCCUCGUGUCCCUCGAUUUGAAGCGUCUUUGGAGCGUCCUUAGUUGCCCAGCAUGGCAACGGUCAAACUUGGCCAUGUGGUUAAUCAACUACUUCAAGACAGCACUAUUAUUUCCGAUUACGGAAGAUUUUAUGAUGCUCUGGACGUACGGUAUCCUGAAUAUAUUCAACUAACCAAUCGAUACAAAAAUGCAGCUGCGAAAACAUGUGAGCUUUUCUACGAAAUAUUGCAAUACUGGGUGAACGCAGAAAAGGGGAAUGCAACGAUUUUUAAACUUUGUGACAUUCUUAAAGGAGCAGAGUUUGUCAACGCGGCAGAUAAUAUUCUUAAACUUGGUGAUCCUACUACUUUAAUCGUAGCUCCCACAAGGCAACAACCAUCUAACUCCACCGAUAUAUCCCAAGCAGACAAAUCAUUUAACAUUACCCCACCAAUUAGAACAUUCGUAGGACGAGAAAACGAACUUGUGCAGGUUAAGGAAUACUUCAAGGAGAAAAGAACCUGUGUAGUAACCAGCGCCAUGGGUGGUCAAGGCAAGACUCAACUUUGCAAAAAAUUUGUAGAACAAAUCCAAGACGAAAAUCCGUCCCAAAUUGUAACUUGGUUCCAAGGUGACACAUAUGAUCAACUCGUCGCCUCCAUCUCUCAAUACACGGAACAACUAGGCUUGCAAGUGAAAGAUAGCUCUGGAAAACCUUACCCAGUCGACAAACUUAUAAAUAAUAUUUCUGCCAAAUUAUUGCCCAGAAAAUUCCCUUGGCUUGUUGUCAUUGAUAACGUUGAUUCUGAGUACGACGGAUUUCCUGAAGUCAUCGAAGAAUUUACCGAUUCAUCAGCAUCCGUGCUCAUCACGACCCGACGUGCUAAUCUCCUCCAUGGAGAAACGGAGCAACUCAAGUUACAAUCCUUGUCCGAUGAAGAUGCUUAUAAACUGGUGCACAAUGCACUUAAAAAUGUCGACCAUGCCGAUGUCCAGCUACUUUGUAAAUUGUUGGGAAAUCAUGCCUUAGCAUGUGCACAGGCCGUCGCUUAUAUUCGUGCUCAACAAAAUUGUUCCACCGCAGGAAAAGGGUACAAGAUUUCCGACUAUAUUACCGAAUUUAACCAGGAUAAAGCAGAGCUUGUUAAGUACAAAUUGAAGUUGUCAAAGUACGACGAAACAAUCUACCUCGUUGUGAACAAAACAAUGAAAUUUAUCCGAGAGGCGGAUGGACAACAGGGAGAAAUGAGUCAGAAAAUAAUGGAUGUGUUAUGUCUGGUCAGGCCAGAUGGAAUUAUGGUUGAAUAUCUGAACAAAUUGGUUGACCAAUAUGUCCUAGGGAUGCUUGGACGGCCUAUGAAAUUGGUGAAAAUUUUACAGAAGGUCGACCAACUAGCAGAAGACGACAAGUAUAUAAGAUUGAAAUAUUUUAACGCCGGGUUAUUCAGACUCCAAGAGUUUUCUCUAAUCAACUUGGAUUACGAGGAGGUAUCCGUUCAUAGAAUGGUUCAAAAAAUAGCGAAAAUUGACUCAGAAUAUGCUGCAGGUUAUGUUCUAAUCCCAAUAGUGGAACUCGAAAAACAACAGCACCAGAGUUGCAACACGUUAUGAGCAUUUGGGAUUCUAUAGUAACUCAUGAUAAAAAGAGAGCGGUUUUUACCAAGCCAAACAUGGCCCACCAAAUCUUUUCUCGUAUGAAGGAACUACCCAUGGUCACUGAGUUGGUGGCAUUUGCAAAAACAAAUUACGAUUUGCUAUCUAUUCUGCUUGGGAAAGAAAGCAUACCCGCUCGACAACUACAGUUUUAUAUUGGAUGGGCUUUGAACGAAAAUGGAAAAUAUCAGGGUGCCAUAGACAUGUUCGAAACAAUGUUGGCUACACCGACAUCAAACGAAAUUUCCGAUGAAAGGUAUGCGGAAGUACUUAAAGUGCGUAUUCAAGCAGCAAAAGUUUGUCUAAAUGUGACUGACGGCAAAUUAGAUGGAAACCUUGAAAAAAAUUUGACACCGUUCAUCAAUAUAUUUUCAGACCAAUUAACAAAUUCAGAUAUUUUUAACUCAAUUGAUUUAGAAAAGCCUUUACAAAAAUUAGCG